AAACCUUCACAAAAAAAAGCUGCUCUCAAGCAAAGCCACGUGCCAAAUCAUUAAUCAGUUUCCUGGUUGCACCGAGAACAAAUGGAGCAAUGUGAUACUUUCUAAUCUCCCUCUGCACUGCCACUGUCACCUUACCUCUGACGCUUCAUGAAUCAUUCAGCAUGCGAAUGAAAGCCAUGCCGACGAAACAUUAGCUCACGUUACCUUUUGCUUUCUAUGACCAGACGCUUGUAGUCAAAUGUGCACAGCUACAACUGACAGUGUAGUUUUAUUUUUGGAUCACAAGCAUAGCAGCGCAUGCGGUCGUGACCAUGCCGGGAGGAUGCUGUGAUCAUUUCGUGAGGUGUCUAUGGUGGUUGUUGAUUUCCUCUGGUUUGCAUCCUGUUUAUGAGGCCAAUAUCAGCCAAUCUUCCCUAGAGAGGCCAUCUUGUCAACCUGGCUUUUACUGCCUCCCGGAAAGCGUCACUCCAAUCCCUUGCCCAAGGGGGACCUAUGGGCCUGCUGCAGACAGUGUAGCAUUGGAAAGCUGUCUAAAGUGUCCUCCUCACCAUUACUGUCCCCGACCGGGUCUGUCCGCAUCUGUCCCUUGUGGAUCUGUGGCUCAACAGCCUCUGUCUGGACAGGACACUUGCAUCUGCCCAGGAAAGGGACAGAACUUUCAGAGGAGUGACGGGCAGUGCCAAUGUACCCUCGACUAUCAACCGACCAACAGUGAAGAUGUUUGUGUGCACAAAGUUUACAGCAUCUGCAGGGAUGGAAAAACACGCAGUCAACAUGGAGACUGUCUGGACCGACAUGAGUGGUCACUUCACUGCAGGACACAGGUGUGUUCAUCUGCAGAAGACUAUGAGGCUUACGACGGAGAAUUAGGUCUGUGCGUGUGCGCGGAGACUCCCGGGCGAGCUGCGUGUGGGGGCCUAUGCGGGAAAAGGCUUGCGACUGAACUGAAACUCCGCUGCAAAUCCAGUGGAGAACUGGAGUUGGUAUUGGGUUAUCACAGUCAGGUGUCCUACUUGUCCGGCACCGUGCUGGAGAUGCUCUUUAAACUGUGGGACUCCCACGGGAGCCUGCAGUGUACUGGCAGCCACCUCAUCCCUUCACGCUCUGUUUACAUUGUUCGGACAAGCGAAGCAGGCUUUGUCGGCCUGCUUGGUGGCAGCCUCCCGGAGGAACUUCAGCAACUGUUUAUGUCAUUAACUGAUGUGCGCCCCGAUGCCCCGAGAGCACAUGGAGCUUCUGUUCUUCCCUGGGACAUGCGCAUCAUGGAAAAUAUCAGCAGCGGUGGUGGGAACAUGGAUAGUAGUAAUAAGCGAGACUCAAGAGAAAGUUUCACUGGAAUUAUCAACCCAAUAACUUGCCUCCACCUGGGUGAUGUUCUGUUGUUCACUGUCACCACUCGUGACUAUCCUCAGUACGAUAUUGACAACCUGUACAAUACAAACAGCGAUUUUGACUGGGGUGCUCUGAGAAAACUGAAAGAGGAGUUGACUCUGUCCCGGACACCUCCCAGCUUCUUCUCAAUCAUCUUUAACAAGCCCGGAGUGUAUGUUUUUAGACUCAGCAGCCAUCACCACAAACGUAUGUACGUACGUGUGAUGUUAGCGGGCGGCCAGUGUUACGAGCCGGGACCCUUCUUCUCAACUAUUCCACGUCACAUGACAAGAAUGGGGAUCAGGAAGAGACGAAACCUCUUACUCCGUCCCGACUGGCUGGUGACGGGAGGACUUCUGUUUGGAGCUGCCCUCAUCUUGUGUUUAUGCGUGAUAGUCUUGAUCCUUUUCCAUGAGUAUGGGUGGCCUGAGAAGAAGCCAAUCACAGCGCGGUACUACUCACGGCAGUUGACCUACCACAUGGACGAUUACGCAUCAAAGGGUUCAAGGGUGAUCUCGCAAAUGAAAAUUCACAGGAAACAACAAGCCACAUGUAGGCUGACUUCUAUUCAACCAGGGCUCUCGGAGGAGUUCUGGGAUUACGAGCACCAAGUCGAUCUUGAGGCCUUCAGCAGCAACACUUUCUAUAACCUCUUGCUCAAACACAGCGUUUCGGUCACCGCACAGCUGGGACAGCUCACCACGGAGGUCAAGGAACUUUACCAAGGUGUUCUUGAGAAACUACGGCUGCUCCACCCUCGCUUGGCGGAUGAGGAGAGCACGGGCGACGUUUGCGACAAGACGAGGAGAGAGGUGGAGAAGGAAGUGGGCCGCAGGAGGUCUUUGGCUGCACAUCUGAGAACGCUGCUCCACGCUCAGCUUCAGGUUUUGAGGCGAGAGCAGGAGGCGCAACAGAAGGUCCACAGUGUGUUCACAGCUCAACUGCGAGAAUGCACCAAAAUACUGGGCAAGAUCGACCAGACAUCUUUUGGACUGUACCACCAAAAUUUGAUCCAGCGGUUAAGGUCCCUGGUGGGUAAGAUGGGGGGCCUGGUAUCAGCAGAAUGCCAGCGCCAGGGGUCCUGGGGGCUUUUGGGUGAAGGCACAGGGGCCAAGCUCCUCUGUCCUGACACAGGCACUGUGCUGAGCAAAGACAGCAUCUUUGGUUCUGACGGAUCCCUGCGAGACUGUUGCCCCGCUCAUUAUGACGCGGUCACCGGCCUCAUUAGACCAAAUGCUCAUAGCCACAUGUUGCUGAGCAGUGGUCACACUAUGGCGGUUCCUCCAAAUUUCUUCCUGCAUCCACAGACUGGCCAUGUUCUCCCCAUUGCCGGGAAUGUCGCCUAUGACCCCGAAAGCUCCACUUUGGUGAUCACAACUGAUUUGUGUGCAGGAGACAACAGGAAAUGGGAAAUUCCUCCUAUUCCUUUCAUUCCAUACCCAACCUCCUGCCACCCAAACCAACCUCUACCCAACAUCCGGCUCAGAAGUCUCCGGCCAGGUCAGAAACUGCAGCUAGGUGCCCCCAUGGCAGACCCAGACACUGGGGUCCCAGUACCUAUUCUUGCCGUUACCAUCCAGCCACAAACUGGUCUGAUCUAUCCACUGGGAAAGACACAUAUAUGCCCCAUCACCCGUUUCCCGCAACCCGUCCAGAUCGGCUAUCCAAUGCUGGAACCCCGGACAGGAAACAUUGUGCUGACUGUUGGCAUCGGUAUAGAUCUUGUGACCGGUGUUGUGCUGCCAGUAGGGGGUGUCACGCUGGGUGAGCCCUUUAGGGAGCCUCUGAGUGGUCGAAUGGCGAGAGUGGGUGGUGCGAGCAUCCAAGCCGGGCAGCUGGUGCCUCAUGCAGGAGGAUACCAGACACUUUUAGACAGCAAGGUGUCUUUCAUCCAGUUAGUAAGAGCAAACAUGACAAAUGAAGGUCAAAGAAACAUUUGUAACACAAAAAACAUUGCCUAGGUUCUGGCAGUCAUGUUCAAAACAGUCGAGCUCCUGAGGCCUCUGAGUGACGAUUGGAGCUCAGAACCGGCUUUGCAGCUCCAUCAGAGAGGCGAGCAAGCGUCUCGCUGGCACGAUGGUAUUGGUGCAGUGGCCGAGGAGCUCCAUCUUCACUGGAAAAGGAGUCAGCAUUGCCAGCUGCAGCUGCAAACCAGACUGGAGAUCCUGCAGGACACCAUGGUGGGACUGCAUCAGGAUGGAUGCUCUCUUGGAGACAUGACUCUGUCAGGCUCAGACGCACCAGUACCAGCCUUGCUGGGUAUGGACUACCCUGACCCAAUGGGUUCAGGUCUCACGGUACCCGUGUUGGGGUACUGGACUGACUUCAUCUCUGGAACAACAACUGGGCUUGCAGGGACCAUGGAGGACCCCGAUGGCAAUGGUCUGGUGGCGAUCCGGUAUGGCUCUCAGGCAAUUGACCCUGUCACUGCCACAUUGGCUCCAGUGGUUGGCGCCAGGCUGGAUGUGCUCACCGACACAGUUGUACCCAUCACGGCAUCUUACUGGCUGGCGAUGGCCGAUCAAACCGACAGUA
Molecule: messenger RNA, 3906 nt
Organism: Hippocampus comes (tiger tail seahorse)
Lineage: Eukaryota; Metazoa; Chordata; Actinopteri; Syngnathiformes; Syngnathidae
Exons: 19
Coding region: 312-3332 (1006 amino acids)
Source: RefSeq, a predicted model, not a curated record